GGAAAAAUGAAAAACGUUGCUAUACGAUUCGGUCUGGCCUUAAAAGGACAACAUUUGUACUUCCAAAAGAACCUGUGAUUGAUGAAAUAGUGAUUGAAGAAUAUAAUGACAAAAGAAGCAAUGGAUUAGUAGAUAUCAGAAAUGAACACAACGAAGAACAUAUACCUGAUAUUCAAAUAGUGGAUGAAGAUCCAGAAGGUUACAGACGCAAAUUCGAUUGUAUUGAUAAAACCAUUAAAAGUGAAGUUAUAAAUAUGAAAUUUGAUGAAUUGAAUCAAAAGAAUGAA
Racocetra persica is the source of this 287-nucleotide messenger RNA. The record is from the annotation of a GenBank genome assembly. Lineage: Eukaryota; Fungi; Glomeromycota; Glomeromycetes; Diversisporales; Gigasporaceae.